Molecule: messenger RNA, 809 nt
Organism: Stylophora pistillata
Lineage: Eukaryota; Metazoa; Cnidaria; Anthozoa; Scleractinia; Pocilloporidae
Source: RefSeq, a predicted model, not a curated record
UUGACAACAGAUGCGCGUCUACUUGCGAAAGUUGAUAGUUUGUUAGAUUUUAUGCCUUCCAUGUAAAGAAACGGCCACGUGAGUAUCUCCUUAUUUACUUCAAAGAAUGUUUCACAAAUUUUGAGCAUCGUCGAAAUAAAUAGCCCAGAAACAUGUUCGGGAAACCUCGAUCGUCUCUACCGGUGGCCGGAAGAACUGGCAUUCCUGUUAAAAGAACUACACCAGCAACUCCAGCAGCGCGAUCGGCGACAUUGACUGCGAAUUCUAGCUUACCAGUACCUUCAAAGCCAAACGGAAGCAAAAAUUCUGGGUCGGAACUUCCUAACGACCCUAAACUUCUUGCUGAAAUGGUGUUAAACCUGCAAAAACAGGUACAAGAAAAAGACGAUGCUCUGAAGGGGAUCAGUGAAAAGUUGUCACGCAAGUCAGAAGAAUGCGAAAGCUUGAUGGAAGAGCGUGACAUGAUGAGGAGUAAAAAUUCCUUUGACUUGCAACAGGUUAGCGAGGACCAAGAUGCCCUUCAGGAAACACUGAAGAAAAAAGACAGAUACAUACAAGAAAUGGAGGCACGGCAUAGAGGAGAAACUUUGGAACUCAAAAGAGAAAUCGAAGAGCUGAACAGGGAAAAUGAAAUCGAGGUAGAAAUGUUAAAGAAAGAGAUGGAGGACUUAAAGCUGAGGGAGGAGCGUUGGAAAAGAGUCGCCGACUUAAAGAAAGAAUCUGAUUAGGACUCAAGUGACGUGGGAUCACGUGAUCAUUCACCUGAAGUCGAGGCUCUUAGGGAGCAGAUGGCUUCUUUACAGAGUAAC